Messenger RNA from Cynara cardunculus var. scolymus (artichoke), 1101 nucleotides. RefSeq names its product KAT8 regulatory NSL complex subunit 3-like. The record is from RefSeq and is a predicted model, not a curated record. Bases 34 to 1020 code for a protein of 328 amino acids. NCBI's taxonomy places the organism in Eukaryota, Viridiplantae, Streptophyta, Magnoliopsida, Asterales, Asteraceae. The transcript has 8 exons.
UGGCGCGAGAAAAUCAGCCGACAGGAAAGGAAAAUGGCUUCCAAGCGCCCGCGAACGAUGGAAACCGAAUACGAACAAGUAGGACAACAAUAUGCUCCGAUGAUCAAAAGAGCUGAAAGCUCGUUGGUGAAGUUUAAUAAUUCGCCGGUGGUCGUUUUUGCUCAUGGAGCUGGCGCUCCUUCAACUUCCGAGUGGAUGAUCAGAUGGAGGAACUUGUUGGCCGAUGCUUUAAAUGCUGUGGAAGUAAUAACUUUUGACUACCCAUAUGGUAGAAGAAAAGCUCCUCCCAAGGAAGAAAAACUGGUUGGUUUUCACUCAGAUAUUGUAAGAAAGGUUGCUGCCAAGUACCCAGAACAUCCUUUGAUUUUGGUUGGAAAAUCCAUGGGUUCAAGGAUCAGUUGUAUGGUAGCUGCUGAGAAUGAUAUUGGGGCUUCAGCUGUAGUUUGCCUGGGGUACCCACUAAAGGCCACAAAGGGAGCAGUUCGAGAUGAGCCCCUCUUGCAACUUACGAUUCCUAUUAUGUUUGUACAGGGGAGUAAUGAUGGCUUCUGUCCGCUGGAACUGUUGGAAGUGGUGAGGAAGAAGUUGAAAGCUAUUAAUGCUUUGCAUGUGAUUGAAAAUGGUGACCAUUCAUUUCAAAUUGCGAAGAAAAAUCUUGAGUUAACCGGAAUGACUCGUGAAGAAGCCGAAGCACGUGCUGUUGAAGCUGUUGCAAUGUUUGUUUCAAGGAUCAGUGGUGAAAAGGUGAAUGCUGGGCCCAGAGAACAAUCUGAAAUGCAAGCUGAAGUGGAAUCUCAAGUAGAAGUUAUAUUUGAAUCUCAAGUGGAAGUGGAAUUACGAUCGAAGUUUAGCCCAAAAAGCAGGCCAACGGCACUUGAAUCUCAAGCGGAAUCACUACCAAAGUUCAUCUCAAAAAGAAGGCGGCCAAGUGAAAGGAUAAUUUUGAACAAAUUACGGAAGAACACUGUUGAGCCGGACGGAGAAGGUAGCAAUUGUGAAAAGGCGAUUCAACUUGAUUAAAGACAUCAGUUUAAUUACAGGUUAUGAUUUGGAUGCUUUCUUGUAAGACAUUUAAUAUGAAGCCAAGUUUCUAGUUUCUAA